UAUAUAAUAUUUGAAUUAACCAUAAAUUGAAUCAAGGGAGGAUAUGCAUGUUAUCAAAAUUGCGAGUACUAUCUUGAUCAUUGGUUAAACCAGUGGACAUGAUAAUCCCCGGAGGGCAAUAGAAGGAACCGUGUGAACGCCUCGGUGCCGACACCUAAUCGAUUGUCUUGUCCUACUGCAGGAAGCUUCCUUUGUGGUGAAUGUUAAAAAGGUACAAGUCCAAAAUAGCUUUCCAAGCGCCAGGCGUGUCGCCUUGCCGUAUUAGCGUGCAUCACGUGUUGUACGUAACUCAGAAAAAUCUAAAGAAAAAUUCUGAAAAAGUAAUCCAUUAGAAUCCCCCAUCGCCCAGCUGCAGAAUUUUAAAAGCUGGGUCUUUUUCUCGCCUGGAAUGUAUAUCCUUGUCACCAGAUCAGCGCUGUGAGAUGGAAGGGAACAAAAUCAGCAUAGAUAUUUCCAGAAGUGAUAGAAAUGGAAAACCCAAGGUGCUUGAUCCAGCAUUUUCUGCAAUUUUUGUUCAGCUUCCUCACAAACUUCGAAAUUGCCUUAAGUCACAGCUCAAGAGAUUAGCAAAAGAUAAUGACAGAAUAAAAGCAGUGAACUCUUUUCUUGGGAAGGAGAAAAGUUCAUCUACUGGAUUGGGGGUUGAUUUGGAGAAACAAUUGCAAGCUUGGAGAGAAAAUCCUUCAUGGGUCGAUCAACCUGCAGAAAUAAAGGUCAGUGUACCAAAAGGUUCUCUUUGCAACCUUAAGGCAAAAGUUGAUGUUGGGUUGCCCCCAGAUGCAGUAUAUAAUAUUGUAACUGAUCCUGAUAACAAGAGAGUUUUCAAGAAUAUUAAGGAAGUCAUAUCUAGAGAGGUUUUAGUUGAUGAAGGUCAAAGACAGGUGGUUGAAGUGGAGCAAGCAGCUUUGUGGAGAUUCCUUUGGUGGUCAGGGACCAUCUCAGUUCAUGUUCUAGUGGAUCAAAAUAGAGAUGAUUACUCGAUGAAGUUCAAACAAGUCAAAACGGGAUUCAUGAAAAAAUUUGAAGGUCACUGGAGAGUAGAACCUGUUUUUGUGGAUGAAGAAACCUGCUUCCCUUUCAAACCUAAAACAUGGGCAGAGUACUGUUCAUGUACUGCUGGUAAAGGAAGGGUUGGGUCAAAGGUGAGCUUGGACCAACUAAUUCAGCCAGCCAUUAUCCCUCCCCCACCCAUCUCUUGGUAUCUAAGAGGAAUAACUGCCAAGACGACGGAGAUGCUGAUACAUGAUCUACUUGCUGAAGCUGACAGACUCAAGGGUGGCUUUGACUCUGGAAAUUCAGACAAGGAGCUUAGAUUAUCCAAGAAAAUAAAUGAACAUCAGCAAGUUGAGCAGAUAUGUGACAUUAAAGAAAGAUGGAACUCACGUAGGAGAAAUGCAAAGCAGCAUCGUAAGAAGCUAUUGGCUGCUGAGUCAUCUAUUUUCUGAGUGGUUCAAAUUCAUCUGUAAUGUGUUGCAUCAGUAUUUUAUAUGGAAAAUUGCCCAACAACAUUAGUAGCGGUGUUUCCAUUUUAACUCUUGAAAGAUCCAUCUGUUACUUCAAAACAUUUGUAUGACUUAUGUAAUUCCAGUUUAGUGUUAGUAAAGCACGUUUGAUCAAUGAGAACAAGAGGACUGGCAUCUUCGAACUAAAUUGUUAUGUUUGGA
Molecule: messenger RNA, 1664 nt
Organism: Theobroma umbraticum
Lineage: Eukaryota; Viridiplantae; Streptophyta; Magnoliopsida; Malvales; Malvaceae
Product: OBP32pep, putative (DUF220)
Source: RefSeq, a predicted model, not a curated record